UUGCGUGACUGUCUAUUGCCGAUGAAUUUCGCAGAAAACGUAUGUAAAGGUCAUUCCCAGAAUUGACGUCAUGUAAAAGCGAAAUAGCGUCGUUGGUAAACAAAACGUCAGGGAAUAAGCUUUCAAUUCAGUGAAGAAUAGUUUCUGACAUGGAGGAACGGUCGAGUCAGAAGGUUUACCUUUUUAACUGUGAUGAGCUUUAUAACCUGGAUGUUGUGGAAACGUUUUUACUCGAAGUGGACGAGAAACAUGGUCUCGAUAUUUCGAUAGAAAAGCUCAAUUUUCGCCUGAACAGCAUGGCGGAGAUAUGUGAAAACACUAUUCCUCAGCUACAGAUGGAUGUUGCCACAUUUGUCGUUCAUGCUCAUGAAUCUCGGCUCUCAAUCAACGAAGAAAACGCUGGUAUUGGCUACGCGAAGAUCUACAAAGCGUUACAGGAGGCUACAGGGGACAGAGUCUUAAUAGUGAUUGGUGGAGACGAUCAAUACAGAGAUGAAGACGAAGAAGAACGUACUGUGAUCUCGCGUUGGGCUCGAGGGAAAGUGGGUUCACAGUUCACCGAGGAAUAUCUUGACGGACGAAAAAGUUUCAUCUUUUCUUGGAACAAACAACACCGAGAGAUCCACGAAAAAGCGCUGCUGCAUUACUUUGAUCUAAGCAAGAAAGGACAGAAGUUUGAAUAUCAGCCAAAACCAAAGCCAGUACCCAUGCCAAUACGUGAGGAACGUGACGUCACUCCGCCAGACGUCAGAGGUAACCAUCAAGAGUUUGUGGUGGAAGAUGACAAGGAGCAGCUUGUGCCGAGUGAUGAAAAUGAAGGCCGGCGAAGCUACUCCAGUGAUCGAAGGGAACAGACACAACAACUGAGAGAUCAGCAAGAAGAACCUAGAUAUGGAACAAUUGUUACUAAUCAUGACUACCCGGCGGGCACUGUGCUGCUGGAGACGCUCAUGCGCAAUGGAGAGAUCUCCUACCAAGAGGCCGACAUUGUGCAGCGAGAGGAUCAAUGGCUGCCAGGCGGUGAACGCGAAGCAGACCUAAUGGAGCGAUACAAUUCAACUCCUGAGGCUACAGUGAAGUUUGUCAGUGGAGGGAGCGGUGUCAUUCGUUUGGUGGUCACUGCGAAGGAGACACCUUGGUGGCGCAAGUUCUUGAAUUGUUUUCUAGGGUGUCUUAGUUGUAUGAGGAGUCGCUUUAUGUGGUGUCUUGAUUGUAUGAGGAGUUGCUUUGUGGGGUGUCUUGGUUUUAUGAGGAGUUGCUUUAUGGGGUGCAUUCGUUGUAUGAGGCGCACUUGGGCGUGGCUAAGGGACAGCUGUAGGUGCUAAAUAGACCGACAGCAACAAAAAAAGAACGCUAGCACAAAUUAAGUAAUGCUUAAAAUAACUGACAAGUAGUAAAAUAAACUUCAGUAAAUCAAGUUACCCCGGCUUGUUUAGGAGGCGACCUAAUCUUAAUUAAGAGCGUUAUAAUGAAACUUUAUCACCCAUCAAGUCUCACUAUAUCGAACACUAUAUCAAACGCUAUAAUGAGUAAAUUUAGCUAAAGCUGACUUGACAUUGCCGUUUGCCAUUAGUUCUUGAUCUUGAACUUUUGAUUAGGAAUACAACUCUCAGGUUUUGUUAUACCUUCAAAACAAAUACUUUGAGGUUUCUUUAUUGUGGGGUGUUUGAAGAACGAUCUUGAUCUAUUACGGUAGGACCUGUAGAAGAAACGAAAUAAAUUGAACUGAGUGAAGAAAUUCUAGCAGUGAUGUUUCAAGAUGGUCCGGAUAGGGGGAUGGGAGCGGUAUAAUUCUCAUUUUCCAGUCCAGAUUUUGCCGUUCGCCCAAAUCCCAGUCCCGUUCCUAUGUUUGUGGUUCCCAGUCCCAGUUUCCACAGACCAGUUUUCUCAGGGGAAAAAAGGAGGCAAAAGCAAGUUCCCAUUUUACCUCGUCAGACCCUUCUUUCAGUUCGACAGUUUAGCCUUGUGACUUCUGACUGUCGUGCAUAGUUAAAGUAACCUGCGUGACUAAUGGAAUGACUAAUGGCUUAUCUCAAAUACCAAUUAUUUGCACCAGGACUACUCGACACGUAUAUAUUGUUUACACAAUGGUAAAAUUGGUCAGCUAAACUUUCACAGCUAGCACUUUUCACAACAUUUCCUAAGACUAAGGGAAAAAAAAAGUUUAAAAAUUCCAAUCUCUCAGUCAGGAAACUAGAUUUUUCGUUAUCAAUGACACAAAAUUAAAACGAAAGGCUUUAUCGACCCCGCUCUCGACGUUUAUUUGUGUUAUGAAGAGCAAAAAGUGAUUUAUACCUCCAAAGUUUUGUUGCGUUUCUCGUAUUUAAUUCAUAACGCAGAAAUAA
Messenger RNA from Orbicella faveolata, 2345 nucleotides. RefSeq lists its product as uncharacterized. The record is from RefSeq and is a predicted model, not a curated record. Lineage: Eukaryota; Metazoa; Cnidaria; Anthozoa; Scleractinia; Merulinidae.